AAAGACACUUCUUCUUUUGCGGAACUAAAGAGCAUACACCUGUUCUCCUGCCCGAGGCUCUCAUUUGUCCUCCAGUGGUCCAGGUUAUACAUCUUGAGAAGCUUGGAGACCCUCCACAUCACCUUCUGUGGUGAUCUAAGGCAGGUGUUCCCGGUGGAGCCAGAGAUUAUGACAAGUAUAGCUACAUACCAUCAAGGUGUACUGGAAUUCCCAAACCUGAAGCAUAUCUACUUCCAUCAGCUCUUCAAGCUAGAACAGAUAUGCGAGGCCAAGAUGUUUGCUCCCAAGCUUGAGACCAUAUGGGUCAGGGGAUGCUGGGGUCUUAGGCGCCUCCCGGCCGUCAGCCGAGGCAGCCGCCCGGCCCCCGUCGUGGACUGUGAGAAGGACUGGUGGGAGAAGCUGGAGUGGGAUGGACUGGAGGCCGGCCACGACCCUUCCCUCUUCCAGCCGCGCCACUCAGCGCAUUACAAGAAGCCCCUGCCUAGAGGAUCGGUUCUCUGGUGAGCCCAACAGACAGACAGUUCCAUCAGGUACACAUCCGCAAG
Hordeum vulgare subsp. vulgare (domesticated barley) is the source of this 545-nucleotide messenger RNA. RefSeq lists its product as uncharacterized. The transcript has a single exon. The record is from RefSeq and is a predicted model, not a curated record. NCBI's taxonomy places the organism in Eukaryota, Viridiplantae, Streptophyta, Magnoliopsida, Poales, Poaceae. The coding region runs from base 169 to 504 and encodes 111 amino acids.